AUGACUGGCCCCAAACCCCUAAUCAAGAUAGAGGGCGAUUGCUCCACUAUCCACAGCAAUACCUUCUAUGUCUAUUCGCCGGAAGGCUUUUUAUCAAUACCCCUCAAACAAAAUGGAGAAUGGGCGCCACUCCCGUCUCCACAACACAAGGUUACCGGUCCUGCCUGUAUUCAAGGUGGAACCGAAACGGACGAAACUGCAUUUUAUCUGGUCGGCGGGACCGGCUCCUCUAGCAACAGUGGCCUCCAGCGCUUUUCGUUCAGCACACAGAAAUGGGACACAUUACCCAUGGUAUCAACGGAGAUGAAAGAUCGAACUGGACACGGCGCCGGGUACAUCUCCGCAACUAAGCAAAUAUUGGUUUACGCAGGAAACACAGAUGGCAGCACACAGAUCUCCCAAUCUACACUCCUCAUUGAAACAGGAUCGAACACCUUUGAGCUCUCCUCUGGGGUCGACCAGGGCGCACCGGCAUUGUAUGACCCCAUCAUUUUGCCUUGGAGUUCUUCCGAGGUAGCCAUGAUUGGAGGCUCUGCCACCAAUACCGCUAUCUUCAUCUAUGACUCGACAGAUAACAAAGGCUGGGCCAUCUCAGAGGCGACCCUUCCCUCUGCAAUCCAAUUCUCAUCUCGAUGCGCGCUCGCCUCCGGCUCUGGUGGUAAAACCAAGGUCCUCGAGGAGUUUAACAUGGUCGCUUCCCCCAAUAGCGUCACUAGCUAUCUUCUCAGCUCGGAAGGAAAGGUGCAGAAUCCAGUUACAGCCAUUGCGCCCUCGGAAAAGAGGGAUAUCACCGAUUCUUACGGCGACAAAUUCGCCCCGACAGCAUCCUGGUCUGAUUAUACGCUUGCCCAUGGUAGUAAUGGCUUGGUCGUUCUCGCCAGCGGCCAAAGCAACAACUCCUUGGCAAUCUUUAAUCAAACUUCCAACGCAUGGGUCAACUCUACAGAGCUGUUCUAUGGAAAAGGAGACCAACAUAUUCUCAAAUCAUCAACCACAUCAAUCACCUCAACUACAUCAUUCACAUCAUCUACUCCCACAUCAACCUCAUCCACAUCCACAUCGACUUCGGCUUCAGCCACGCCCACUUCUUCAUCGUCACCAGUUGUGGCUGCAGGUAGCGGCCUGAGUGAUCACGGCAAAAUGAUUCUUGGCGCAACUCUUGGGAGUGUCUUAGGGCUUGGCUUGAUCCUGCUUAUCAUUCUUUUCCUGCUGCGACGUGAGAAGAAGAAGAGACAGGCAGGUAAACCCGGCGGCGGCGGCGAUAACAAAGACCGCCUAAGCUUCCAGGAUCAGGGUAUAGAACCCCUGACCGAAAGCGCUUACCCUAUGGCAAGAUCUCCUGUCCCACUCGCUGCUGCUUCGAACGAUUCAUUAGCUAUCAUGUCCGGGAACUACAGAGGAGAGAAAUCUCUCAGGCCACCUGGUGGUACAGGCUAUGGAUUGUCUCCUCAACCCAAGAGCAGCAGUCCGCUCUCUACAAUUCCCUCCAGCGGUAUCAUGGGCGCAUCAAGCGUGUACACUGAUGACAGCAAUCGGGCUGGCGAUGACCCCGGGCAUGAAAACCAGGCCGCUGACCGAUUGACCGACGAAGGAUGGGGAAAGUACUUCGAGGAUGGCAGUGCCACUAACUUCCAAUCUGACCGUUCGACCAUGAGUUCCGCAUACACCAAGUCCGAUUACCGUGGAAGCGCCUGGCCAAUGAGCACCUUGACACCUUUGAACUUCGGCUUCCUUGAACAACCCAAGCCACUCGGUCACGUUUUAAGCGGGAGCCCGACCACGGAACACGGCCCUUCUAACAUGAGCAGUCGAAGCCUGGUGAUCCCGGAGGGCCAAUCGGCACGAAUCUCCAGUGCAGAUUCAAUCAGUAUCGCCUCGGAUGACGACUGCGAUGAUCCGAAAUGGCAAGGUGCGGGCCAGAGCAGCUGGCUUGGACGUCCCACCAGCAGCAACUACACCACCAGUUUCUACCAAACGAGCACACAAGAUAUGCCCUGGGAAUCAUCGAAUGCAAGCUUCGCCGACAAGGCAAGGCAGUCCAAUGCACGAAGAUCCAGCGUUAUCAUACCACAUGACAUCGACGAACUUCCGAUGCAAGGACAGAAGAACGGUACCAGCACAGAUAUGAGCUGGCUCAAUCUCAAGGCUGAUCGUUAA
Messenger RNA from Penicillium vulpinum, 2157 nucleotides. RefSeq lists its product as uncharacterized. Gene Ontology annotation, molecular function: protein binding. The coding region runs from base 1 to 2157 and encodes 718 amino acids. NCBI's taxonomy places the organism in Eukaryota, Fungi, Ascomycota, Eurotiomycetes, Eurotiales, Aspergillaceae. The record is from RefSeq and is a predicted model, not a curated record. The transcript has a single exon.